UCGUCAGCGGCGGAUCCGCCCAUUUAAAAAGCUGGGGAACUAUUUUGACAGACGGGCUCGUGGAGCAGCGGACCAAUCAGGGCGCGCGCUGUGAGGCCGGGGUGUCGUUUCGUUGGUCGUGUCGUUGGUCCUCUCUCUGCUGUAAUGUGUUUGGAGGGUUCGGACACGCCACGCUCCUCUACUUGCUCUGAUUCUCCCCUCUUUCUGCUUAAACCCCGCCUUUUGGGGUGUGACUGACGGGCCAGCAGCCAAUAGCGCUCUCUGUUUGGGGGGCGGAGCUCCGCAUCUGACUGACAGUUCCCCCGCCCAAUCCCCUUCUGCUUAGUAGACGAGCUGCGCGGAGUGAUGUGCGAGCGCUGCUAUCAGAGCGCUGUGGACAGGACGCGCUGGACUCGUGUGUUCCUCCGCGGCCAAUGCGUGUUUGGAUACGGGGCGGGCUGAACGUUACCACGGCAAGACUGAGGGCGCUAUAAAGCCAAUAACAUGGUGCUACAGAGACUCGUGUUUACGCUAAGAAAAGAGAUCUGAAAGUCGCAGGGAAGCUUGUUAAUUGCGUCCUUUAUUAGUAUAAAUCGUUUCAGAGCUUUUUUUUUUCAGGGAAGCUGUUUUAAAAAACUAGCUUUGCAUUUUGUUUUUCGUAUGGAUGGGAUUGCCUAUCUAACAUACUAGCUAAUGUGCCACUUGUCCCAAUGGAAAGGGGGCUUCGGUUUGGAAUCGCGGGCAUAUCCCUUGUGCUGUUGUUGAUCUUGAGAGGGGUAACCGGGACUUUACAAACCAACUCCCUCUCCGGGAGAAAGCUGGAGGCCCCGGCAGCAGGAGAUGGAGCCGUUAUGGAGCGGCUGGAGAGCUCAGGGGCUCCGGGAGGAACGGGGGACGUGACAGUGGAGGACGAGAACGGGGCGACUGGAGGAGAGGGAGAGGAAACGUCUGGAGAGAGCGACUCAAACUUCCCUCACAACAGAAGGAGCCUGGUGAUCAUCAGCACUCUAGAUGGACGGAUUGCUGCUCUCGACCCUCUGAAUCAGGGGAGGAAACAGUGGGACCUGGACGUGGGCUCUGGCUGCCUGGUGUCAUCUAGCCUCAGCAAACCUGAGGUGUUUGGAAAUAAGAUGUUCAUCCCGUCUCUGGAUGGAGCGCUGUUUCAGUGGAACAGGGACAGGGAGAGCAUGGAGGCUGUUCCCUUUAGUGUGGAGUCUCUUCUGGACUCAUCCUACCGGGUCGGGGACGACACCGUACUGGUGGGUGGAAAAUCCCUCACCACCUACGGUCUGGGAGCCUACAGCGGCAAGUUAAAGUAUAUCUGUUCGGCGGUGGGCUGCAGUCGCUGGGGAGACGAGGAGACGGAGCCAGAGGACAUGCUUUUACUGCAGAGAACACAGAAAACUGUCAGAGCUGUGACGCCUCGCAGCGGCUUUGAGAAGUGGAACUUCAGCGUGGGGAACUUUGAGCUGAAGUACGUUUCAGAAGCUCAGUCUCAGCUCGGCUUCUUGGAGGGGGAAACGGGCAAUAAGGAGGUGUGGCACGAAAUCCAACCUGACGGUCAACGGGUAAUCCUGGAAGACGUGGAAUCUCAAAACCACGCCAACGCACACAUUCAGGGAGACGGCCUGAACCUGGUGAUCAAAGUGUCUGUUCCAGACUGGAAGGUCAUGGCCUUCAGCAGUGAGCCUGGAGGACAGCUCAUCUGGGAGCACCAGUUCUGCACACCCAUUGCCUCAGCCUGGUUGGUUGGAGGGGGGAAGGUGACGCCCAUUAGUCUGUUUGAUGACACCACCUACACUGCCCACCCAGAGCGCGAGCCUCAAGAGGAGGACGAUGACCUCAUGGAGGAGGCGCGUGAAGCCACAGAGUCCAGUGUAUAUUUAGGCAUGUUUCAGGGUCAGCUAUAUCUGCAGUCCUCAGUUAGAAUGUCGGAGAAGUUUCCAUCCAAGUCCAAAGCUCUGGAUGGCCGAAGUUCAAGCAGAGAAAUCAUUCCUCCUCCCACUGUCAAAUGGAAGCCACUAAUCCACUCUCCUUCUCGUACUCCGGUGUUGGUUGGUUCAGAGGAGUUUGAUAAAUGUUUGAACAAUGAUAAGUUUUCCUACGACGAGUACAGCAAUGGUGCACUGUCUGUACUGCAAUAUCCUCACGAUAAUGGAUACUACUUUCCGUAUAAUUCUCGCUACCGUGGUCGGCGGGAGGUGACUGCAGUGAGUGUGCUGCAUACAGAUGAGCCUGGAGGCCCCAGGGUGAGGAGAAAAGACCCAGUGCUUCUGUUACCCUGGUGGAAGGAGAUUUUGGGCACUAUCAUCUUUUGCAUUGCAGCUACCACAUACAUUGUGCGCAAGUUUUUCCACCCUCAUGCAGUACACAUACGGCAGAGGAAAGAGUCUGAGACGCAGUGUCAGACAGACAGCAAGUUUGAGCUGGAUGUUCCUGAACCCAGAGAGGUGGUCUCAGACGCUCGUCCCAGUGAAUACGUGUCCAGGUAUCUGACAGACUUUGAGCCAGUGCAGUGUUUAGGACGGGGUGGAUUUGGGGUUGUGUUUGAGGCACGGAACAAAGUGGAUGACUGCAAUUAUGCCAUCAAGAGGAUCCGCCUGCCCAACAGGGAGGUGGCUCGUGAGAAGGUGAUGCGGGAAGUGAAGGCCUUAGCUAAGCUAGAACACCCGGGUAUUAUUCGCUACUUCAAUGCCUGGCAGGAGAGCCCACCCCAAGGCUGGCAGGAGGAGAUGGACCAGCGCUGGCUUAAAGAUGCCAGCACCACAGACUGGCCCCUCAGCUCUCCUGACCAUGUGGAGGCGUUCUCCGUUAAGGUGCCCGUCUCCACCCCGUCUCCACUGGACUCCCCUGAUGUUUGUGCUCCUGGCAGUGAUGAGAGCCUGCUCCUUCAGGAUCACGUGUAUGUUGAGGGUCUUGCCCCGGACAGCAUGAUGUCCGAUCGGGACAGUCCUGCUGACCCUGUUCUGGAGCUCUCCGAGUCCCCGCACUCUUUUGAACUCUGCCCUCCGCGAUCUGUUGCUCAUGGUGACUGUACCUCCUCUUCCUUUGACAUUGUAUUCGAGGACUCGGGCUGCGAUCAGCGAGACAACGACACGGACAGCCGGACCACGCCCAUUCAGACCGUAUGCCCCUCCCACUCUAGCUCCAGAUCCCACCCUGCUGUUUCCUCAUGCCCCACCUCUUCCUCUCCUCCUCGGCCCACGUCUCUGAAACUGCCACCCUGCCCCUCGACCCCCAGCGCCCGGCCGCCCCUCACCCCUAAAGUCUACCUGUAUAUCCAGAUGCAGCUGUGCAGGAAGGAAAACCUGAAAGACUGGAUGGCCCAGCGCUCUCAGCCGGAGCACAGGGAGCACUCGCAGUGUCUCGCCAUCUUCCUGCAAAUCGCAGAGGCUGUGGAUUUCAUCCACAGCAAGGGCCUCAUGCACAGAGACCUGAAGCCCUCAAAUAUCUUCUUCACACUGGAUGAUGUGGUAAAAGUUGGGGACUUUGGGCUUGUCACUGCCAUGGACCAGGAGGAAGAUGAUGAUGAAGACCUGAGUACCCUUACGCCAAUGCCAAUGUACGCCCGCCACACUGGUCAAGUGGGGACCAAACUCUACAUGAGCCCAGAACAAAUGUCAGGUAACUCGUAUUCUCAUAAAGUGGAUAUUUACUCUCUGGGGCUGAUCCUGUUUGAGCUCCUCUGCCCCUUUCGCACACAGAUGGAGAGAGUCAGGACUCUCACUGAAGUCCGAGCCCUGCAGUUUCCUACUGCGUUUUACAAAAACAACGUUCAGGAGGCUCAGAUGGUGCGCUGCAUGCUCUCCCGCGUACCUGCAGAGCGGCCCGAGGCGUCCGAGAUCACGGAGGCUCCACUGUUCCAGGAGCUGGAGAUGCCCUGCAGGAUCCGACAGCGCUCUAGAACAUACAGCUCCUCGUCCACCGGUCGACCAUCGCGACAGAUUUCCAACUCCAACUCUAACUCCAACUCGUCCAGCUAAAACAGGCAUUCACACGAACAUGCAGACAGACAUCUCAUUCAAUGCUCUUUCUCAACAUACAGCGUGGCAUUUGGAGAUUUGGAAACUACUACUACUACAGAGGUCUUGUCCACAUCUGCUCUCCCGUUCUUGCAUUUUAAACGCACACUCUAAUCUCACCUUACAUUUUUUUUUCUUCUUUUAAACUGUGGCCAGUAGAAAAACUGAAGCAUCUCAGAUUCUCAGUCAUUCCGUCUUUUGUAUUUUGCUGACAGACAAACGGAUGCCUUUCGCGUGUCUCAGGCACUCACUCCAAACCAAACUCACUCUCCCCGCCCACUUUUACAUGCCUGCCCGUGUCACUGCCUGCCUUCACUUUGCCUCACUGCCGAGGAGGCCGCCGCCUCUCCUCCCGUCUUGACUCGCGUCACACACUCAGGAGAGAAGAUUUCUGCUGAACUAAACUGCUGGACUCUUUUACUUUAGAACUCUCUAUAACUUGACCGGCUCUCCAGCUCCCAGUCUCUGAAGCUCUACGGUGCACGCAUUACCAUCAUUUACCUCAGUUAAUCUCUCUCUCAUACUGUACACACACACAAACCAGCGAGCUGGUUAUUGUGAAAAUGGGUUGUUUUUUUCCCCUCUUUUUUUUGUUCCUCUCAGUGCUGAUGAUGAAUGCUUACAAACAAGCUGCCUUGGACCGCUGUUCACUCAGCAUGUCUUAAAGAAGAGGCUGUGCGGGACCUGCCUCCUCUGAAUCCUUUGAACUCCCAGAAUCCUCUCCACUGUAAAUAGAUAAAUUCCACAAGGCUUGAUUACGAUGAUGAUGAUGAUGGUUGGAGAGAGUGGAUGAAUGAACAGUGAAUUAGAGAGCUGGCUGUUUGCUGGCUUUCUGGAUCUGGAGCGUACCUGAUGAUCUUCGCCCAAUGAAGCACUUAAGGACUUAAAAAGGAAAGGAAUUUAAGUGUGAAUUAGACUGGAAGCAUUCAGACCUAAAAAGAGCUUAAAGGGCAUGAUUUUCAAGGUACAUCUGGCUGACUGAUUGAUUGAUUCAUUCAUUUGAUUAAUUUCAGGCAGAAUGUUUCAGAAGUCAACGCGAAAGAUUGAGAAUUUGAAGCUAUGGAUGUAAAGCUCAUUGUGUAUAAUAAUUCAUAAUAUUUCAUGAAGACCAGAAGGAAAAAAACGGGUUUAUAUACUGUAUCUCAACGUGAAUUUCUCUUUGGGUCGUAUGAAGGAGAGUACGUUUUUAGACCGGAGGCAUAGAAUGAGAUACAGCAAGAGGAAUUACCAAAUAUGUGACAUAAUACAUAAUACACACAAUACAUUUGUAUCAUAUAUGAAGUAAUAAUUCAAUCUAUGAGGGUUUGUAAGGGGUUUGAUUGAUUGAUCAAUGAGUAGGGGGCUGUUUAUUUCCCCCUCAAACGUCUUCUGCACAAAUGUUCCCUUAAGAACAAACUUUUGAGGCAUAAUUUUGUUGGAGUAUGGAGAGAGAGUGGGCCUUUAUUGCUUGACGAUAGUGAGUGUAUUAGCUCGGUUUGAUCAGGAGGAGCUGUUGUUAACAGUUAACAGCACUAGAUGUGCCUCUGCCCCGUAUAGGAGCAGCAGCAGUGUGCAUGUGUGUGCGCGUGCAGGAGAGCUAGAGGGAGAGUGGGGUCAGAUUGUGCUCAGCUCUUUGAAUGAACCUUAGAAUAUAUAUAUUAAACACUGCAGGAAGGACAUGAGAUUAUGACCUGCUAACACUUCAGCUUUCCCAAUGAUCAUACAGUCUUUGAUUACUUUGUCCCUAUGAGCACAACUACAGUGUUUCUUCAAUCAAUCAAGCAUGCCGUCAAUGGAGGACAACCAAUGAAUUUUCCUUUCUUUAUAUCUAAUGAUGUUGAUGUUCUUCAGUCCACGGUUUAACAUAUGACCAUUGACAUGAAUUAUUUUAUUAGGCUCAGUCUUCUGAUCUUUAGCGUUCUUCAUUAUAUGUAUCGCUGUAUUUUGAUGAAUUUCAGAUCAUGUUCAGUUCCGUUCCGAACGGUUCCACGUCUUCUACUUGUUCUCUGCGUAAACCCGGUUCUAACAAUACCCUGAUCUGUCCACUCUGCCAGCUUCCCUCUUGUAACCUAUGAUCUCCGUCUUUGGGCACAAUCCUCUCUCCGACGGUCCAUGUAAAUAUGUACUUGUUUUUAUUUAUGUCCUUUUCAGAAUCAAUCCUUUUUUUGGGUUGGUGGUAAUUGUAUAAGUACAGAAUAUGAAUGCACUUCAUGCCAUGGAGUGUGUUGGAAUAUUGUGACUUCUUACAAGUCAGAAUUUAAUAAACAUUCUAUGACCUUUGUUAAAA
Astyanax mexicanus (Mexican tetra) is the source of this 6267-nucleotide messenger RNA. RefSeq names its product eukaryotic translation initiation factor 2-alpha kinase 3 (gene eif2ak3). The transcript has 17 exons. Gene Ontology annotation, biological process: protein phosphorylation. Gene Ontology annotation, molecular function: ATP binding; protein kinase activity; protein binding. The record is from RefSeq and is a predicted model, not a curated record. NCBI's taxonomy places the organism in Eukaryota, Metazoa, Chordata, Actinopteri, Characiformes, Acestrorhamphidae. Bases 690 to 3962 code for a protein of 1090 amino acids.